AUGUAUGUCAACACUUCCAAGCUUGCUACUGUGGCUCUUGCCACCAUCCUCUCUGCCAACUCCGUCCUCAGUGCACCAAUGGCUGGUCGCUCUUCCAACUUGUUGACCCGUGACCCCCGUGGCUCCCAUGGCUCGACCUCCCACAAGGUCUCUGACGUUACUGGCGCCAUCUCUGACGGUACUGGUGCGAUCGCCGAUGCCAUGACCCUCCAGGAGUAUCUGAACCAGAAGCGCAGCCCUCGCGGCCACCACUCUGGCUCUGGCAGUUCCACUGGUGAACGGGUCUCGACUUGGACCGGUGCUUUGGGCGACAUUACUGGCAUGGGCGCUGAUGCUGCCACUAUUGCUGAGGCUGCCAACAACCAAAAGCGUUCCCCUCGCGGCCACCACCACUCUAGCUCAAGCUCUUCCACCGGUGAACGGGUCUCGACUUGGACCGGUGCUUUGGGCGACAUCACCGGUAUGGGAGCCGAUGCCGCUACUAUCGCUGAGGCUGCCAACAACCAGAAGCGUUCGCCCAAGGGCCAUGGUUCUAGCCAUGGCGGUUCUUCUUCCUCUUCCAGCGACAAGGCUCUGAAUGGCCUUGAUGCCGCCGGUAACAUCGUUGGUAUCGGUGCUGACGCUGCGACCAUCGCCGAAGCUGCCAACAAUCAGAAGCGUGCCCCCAAGGGUCACGGUGGCUCUAGCUCUAGCGGCAAGGCCCUCGAUGGACUCGAUGCCACCUCCAACAUUGUCGGCAUUGGUGCUGAUAUCACCACUAUUGCUGACGCCGCUAACCAGAAGCGCGCCCCCAAGGGCCACGGUGGCUCUUCUUCCUCUUCUAGCGACAAGGCUUUGAAUGGUCUUGACGCCGCUGGUAACAUCGUUGGUAUCGGCGCUGAUGCUGCGACUAUCGCUGAGGCUGCCAAUCAGAAACGUUCUCCCAAAGGUCACGGUGGUUCCUCUUCUUCAUCCAGCGAUAAGGCCUUGAACGGUCUCGAUGCUACCUCCAACAUUGUCGGCAUUGGUGCUGAUAUCACCACUAUUGCUGACGCCGCCAACCAGAAGCGCGCCCCCAAGGGCCAUGGCCGUCCCAGCUCUUCCAGCUCGUCUGACAAGGCCCUGAACGGUCUCGAUGCCGCCGGCAACCUGGUUGGUAUUGGGGCUGACGCUGCGACUAUCGCCGAGGCCGCCAACAACCAGAAGCGUUCGCCCAAGGGCCAUGGUUCUAGCCAUGGCGGUUCUUCUUCCUCUUCCAGCGACAGGGCCCUGAAUGGCCUUGAUGCCGCCGGUAACAUCGUUGGCAUCGGUGCUGACGCUGCGACCAUCGCCGAAGCCGCCAACCAGAAGCGUUCGCCCAAGGGCCAUGGCUCUAGCCAUGGUGGAUCUAGCUCUUCUGACAAGGCCCUGAAUGGCCUCGAUGCCGCCGGUAACAUCGUCGGCAUCGGUGCUGACGCUGCGACUAUCGCCGAAGCCGCCAACCAGAAGCGUGCCCCCAAGGGUCACAGUGGAUCUAGCUCUAGCGACAAGGCCCUCAAUGGACUCGAUGCUACCUCCAACAUUGUUGGCAUUGGUGCCGAUCUCACUACAAUCGCGGACGCCGCCAGCCAGUAG
Molecule: messenger RNA, 1593 nt
Organism: Aspergillus chevalieri
Lineage: Eukaryota; Fungi; Ascomycota; Eurotiomycetes; Eurotiales; Aspergillaceae
Exons: 1
Coding region: 1-1593 (530 amino acids)
Source: RefSeq, a predicted model, not a curated record